AUGUCGAAGACGCGUGUUAAAGAGGUCAACCUCACUCUGACCAUCCCUCCCCCAAUGUCAUCUACCACCACCAUCCGCAUCGACCGUAUUAUGCCGACGCCACCGGCGAGCGCCCACCACACACCUUCGAGUAGUCUUGCAUCCUCUUCUUCCACUCCCGUCGGCCCCGUGCUUUCGCGUGUCUCUUCUGCUUCGAGUCUCGCCAGCAACGGUCGGCGGCGGCCUCUGCCUCCUCCGCCCUCGGGAAAGAGCUCGCCUAUACCCCAGGCUUCCCCACGUCCUCUCCCCACCCCUCCUAUCUCAGGCAACAGCACCCCCGCUUUUUCGAGGCAGUCUUCCCAUUCGCCAACCAACUCUAUUUCGAGUAGGUCAAGUACCGCCAGCUCGAUUCCCGAAAACUAUAGCCCCUCUGCAUCGAGCUCUAGCCGGCCAAGCACAUCUGCUUCUGGCUCGAGCAAGUGCAGCAGGUCCGCCACCGCCGACUCGUUCGGCGCAUCGUCGUCUAAGCCCCAGCACCGCCAACAACAACCUCAGCACCAGCUUAGCCCGUUGAGUAUCCCCUUCCCCGUCAGAGCCCGCACGGUCUCCACGACGUCCAAGUUCUCGACGUCGACAUCGCUCUCGCUCGCUAUCCCGCCAACGCCACUAACGCCUUUGACGCCACCUCCCCCCUCACCGUUCACGACGAAGCGGAGGCGGCUCUCAAAGCUCCGGCGGCACUUUGGCGACGUGCCCCCGAUCGAGCUCGUCUUUCCCGCCGGUAACCCGCCGAAUGCCAAGUCUGCCGAGCUCGAGAAGAUGAACCUCCGCCGGUUCAAGGACUCGCUCAUCACUGUCGCGCGCACGAUCGAGGUCGACACGCCCGAGGGGCCCGAGUCCGAUGAGGACGAGGAUGCGGUGGUCUGUCUCGAGGACGGAAAGUGCACGUUCGGCGAGGACGACGAAAGCAGCUGCGACAAGGACAUCGAUGCGAUUAUUCAGGAGCAGCUGUCUGGGAGGAUCCGGGGUGUGCCCGUAGAGGAUGAGGAGAAGUUCAAGUACAUGGUGAGACGCUUCAGCAAGAAGUGGGUCACCGAGAAGAGUGGGAGGCGUCUCACGACGGAUGACUACAGCGCGGUCCUGAAGAAGCUUCGGGAGCUCUGA
Messenger RNA from Coniophora puteana RWD-64-598 SS2, 1143 nucleotides. RefSeq lists its product as uncharacterized. The transcript has a single exon. Lineage: Eukaryota; Fungi; Basidiomycota; Agaricomycetes; Boletales; Coniophoraceae. The record is from RefSeq and is a predicted model, not a curated record. Bases 1 to 1143 code for a protein of 380 amino acids.